Molecule: messenger RNA, 966 nt
Organism: Daldinia childiae
Lineage: Eukaryota; Fungi; Ascomycota; Sordariomycetes; Xylariales; Hypoxylaceae
Exons: 1
Coding region: 1-966 (321 amino acids)
Biological process (GO): maturation of LSU-rRNA; maturation of 5.8S rRNA
Cellular component (GO): preribosome, large subunit precursor
Source: RefSeq, a predicted model, not a curated record
AUGGCAGGUCCGACCUCAAAAAAGAGAGGCCAUCAAGAUUCAAAUACCAAAUAUAAAUCUCAGAGACCGAAUAAGAAGCAAAGAAAGGUCCCCAAGUAUCACAGCGAUUCGGAAGAAGAAGGUCCCAACACCGAGUUCCGACCCGUCGACCUCCUCGAUUCAGACAAUGAAGACCUCGACAAUAUCGUCGUAGAUGAUAUCCCAUUCGGCUCGGACUCGGACUCGAAGUUAGGCUCGGAUUCGGACUCGGAUAACGAUGCGACUAACAAAUCUAAGCCUCUCGCGAAACAACGGAAACUAGCAAAGAAACCUGCUAAAGAUGAAGCUCGCGACAAGAGUCCAGAAGCCGAAUUAGAAGAUGACGACGAUAAUGAUGAGGAUGAGGACGAGGAUGAACUAGAAGAAGAAGGCUCAGAUGGGGACGACGAUUCGAGAACUCAAUUCAAAAAAUCAAAAUCAAAACGCAACGAUCCCGAUGCCUUUGCGACAUCCAUGUCCAAGAUUCUAUCUACAAAGUUAUCUACCACAAGACGUGCGGAUCCGGUCCUCUCGCGCAGCGCCGAGGCCCACCAAUCAGCCAAGGACGCUGUCGAUAAUGCGCUAGAGGCCAAGGCGCGGCGACAUCUACGGGAACAGAAGAGAUUGGCGCAGGAGAAGGGGCGCGUAAAGGACGUACUAGUCGGCGCUGUCGACGAGGAAGGUCAACCUGAGAUUUCCACCCAAGAGAUUCAGCAGACGGAGAAGCGCUUGAAGAAGGUGGCGCAUCGUGGUGUUGUCAUGUUAUUCCGUGCCGUCAGGGAAGCGCAGGAGCGGGCCGCAGAAGCCGAGAGGGAUACGCGGAAGGAUGGUAUCGUGGGAGUUCAGAGGCGCCAGGAGAAGGUUAACGAGAUGAGCCGGCAAGGUUUCCUAGAUUUGAUCGCCGGAGGCGGUGGGAAGUUGAAGAAGGGUGCGCUGGAAGAAGCCUAA